CCUGUCUACCGCGCAGUACGCAGUCCUCACUCAUUCACACAUUUCGUCAAUAAUAAGCCCUCACAUCCCGCAAUGUCGGCCGCCAGCACCGAGACCAGUGCCCCGCUGCCCACCGCUGGCAGCCGCGUCUUCUUCCAAGCUGCCCCCGGGGUGGGCUGCGUGGGGUCCGGCCCCAUCACCGGGGACGACCCGGUCCAGAAGAAACAGGGCAAAGUGACGGUCAAGUACGACAGGAAAGAGCUGCGGAAAAGACUCGUCCUGGAGGAGUGGAUCAUCGAGCAGCUCAGCGAGUUGUAUGACUGUGAGGAGGAGGAGAUGCCAGAGGUGGAGAUAGACAUCGAUGACCUGUUGGAGGUCAACAGUGACGACGAGAGAGCCAGCAAACUGCAGGAAUCAUUAAUAGACUGCUACAAACCAACAGAGGACUUUGUCCGGGAGUUGCUGGGCAGGAUAAGGGGAAUGAGAAAACUCAGUGCACCAACUAAGAAGGGCCUAUAAUGGCUUUCACAUCAACACCAAUCAAACAUAAACUAGAUCAUCUCAGCUCCACCUGCUUAACCCACCCCACAUGGACUGUCAUCAUCACACACAAUAACUUAUCAAAACAUUAGUAACUAUUCUGCAACCUGCAAACACACUCCAUAAAAUCCAUGCAUAUAGCACAACAAGGUGUAUUAUACUAUUUGACUGUUGAAAGGUACGUGAGCGAAACAGAGCCAACGUGGUGAAAAAUGAAAAUGUCAAACCCUGCAACGUGCCAGAACUGCAAGCGUGCUUUAACAUGAAUACCACCUAACUCCACAUUUCAGAGCCAUGUUAAAACUUUUCAAGCCGAUGCUGUAAUCCCAACAGCCAUACAGACUAAAACACUGAUAAAUCUCAAAAAGGGAGGUGGUGGGG
This is a messenger RNA of Seriola dumerili (greater amberjack), 900 nucleotides long. It is a transcript of the gene ppp1r14c, whose product is annotated as protein phosphatase 1 regulatory inhibitor subunit 14C. Bases 73 to 498 code for a protein of 141 amino acids. NCBI's taxonomy places the organism in Eukaryota, Metazoa, Chordata, Actinopteri, Carangiformes, Carangidae. The transcript is spliced from 4 exons. The record is from RefSeq and is a predicted model, not a curated record. Gene Ontology annotation, molecular function: protein serine/threonine phosphatase inhibitor activity. Gene Ontology annotation, cellular component: cytoplasm. Gene Ontology annotation, biological process: regulation of phosphorylation.